CGCCACGCAACCAAAAUGCGAGCGUGAAAAAAGCCUUGCACGCACUCCAAGUUACUUACACGACUUCCCGGUCCCGUGCGAACUAUGAAGUCCCCGAACGACUGGGUGCCUGCACGGCAGCCAGUGAACGCCCCGAGGGAGAUCAUGACGUUGAUCGAUUGGUUGAUGACCCAUGUCAUUGAUCCAAAUGAUUUAUUUAAUGCUUCUCUUGAAGAGAGUAUAUACAUGGACAUCAGAGAGUGUCUCGACACAGGAGAUCAUUUUCCAUGCCUCCAGUCUGGAGAAGAGCACGGUCCGCUUGCGACUACCAUUGCAUCUAUACUGGUACAGUUAUUGGACUCAUUGGUAGAUCCUGUGGUGCCCCCGUACCUCCAUGCGCGGUGUCUGCAAAUGACAAGUAGAGACGAAGCAUUCGAGCUACUGGACGAAGAUCUUGAGAUUUGGAAUACGACGAGAAGUCUUGACAUCACAAGGGACAAUGUUCAAAGGAUGGAGUGCUGGGGCAUGAGGAUUUGAUUACGGGUUGCAUGCAUUGCGAAACAUUUCACUCGAUUCAAGGUGUCAUAUGUGCAAAAUGGCUUAUUCCCUGAAUCGCAUCCUCAUAUACCCUUCUCUUAAGCCUCACCUGGGUAGCCUGCUCAAACGCAUACGCGUAGCCGAUGAGCUUAAACUCGCU
Molecule: messenger RNA, 676 nt
Organism: Suillus subalutaceus
Lineage: Eukaryota; Fungi; Basidiomycota; Agaricomycetes; Boletales; Suillaceae
Exons: 6
Coding region: 85-516 (143 amino acids)
Source: RefSeq, a predicted model, not a curated record